This is a messenger RNA of Clunio marinus, 1857 nucleotides long. The record is from the annotation of a GenBank genome assembly. Lineage: Eukaryota; Metazoa; Arthropoda; Insecta; Diptera; Chironomidae.
AUGGGACAAGCAGAGAGUAAUGUAACUUCUGGUGUGAAGAAGCAAGCUGGAGUUUCCACUCAAAAGCUCUAUAAGCUUGUGAACUUAAAAGGAGGUGGUCUGCUUGUAGACAUGAUGAAAAGGGCAAUAAACAAUAAGCAAUUUGCAGAAAUAGAUCACGCAAUUAAAACUAAGGCAAGUCGAGGGAGAUACAUUCCUAUAGCCAAUUUAGUUAAGUUGAGAAAUUGUGAUCGUCCCAAACAUAAGCAAUUACCAGAAAUUCGAAUUUUGGAAAAUCCCGAAGAGGAUUUUGAUAUCGAAAUAGAUUGUCCAGACGUCAGUGAAGCUGAUUAUCUGAUAAAUCCGUCUGCUUACAGGGAAGUUGUUUGGGAUAUCAAGGAGCGUGGAGCUGUUGGUGAAACUAUUCUUCAUUUAUGUUUACUAAAUGCGACAUCACUUCAUGCUGACUUAGCGAAAAGGUUACUUCGAUUUUAUCCAAAAUUAAUAAAUGACAUCUACAUGGGUGAUGAAUAUUACGGUGAAAAUGUUUUGCACAUUGCUAUUGUUAAUGAAGAUCCUGCGAUGGUGAAAUUUCUUCUUGACAGUGGAUCAAAUAUACAUGAGAGAUGUUGUGGUACAUUCAUGUCACCAGAGGAUCAAAAAGGAACACGCUAUGAUAUCAUUGAACAAGAACCAGUUUGUGUCAAUCCGAUUACCAACUAUGAGGGUUACGUUUAUUGGGGAGAAUAUCCUUUAAGUUUUGCUGCAUGCCUUGGUCAAGAAGAAUGUUAUCGUUUGGUAUUAGCGAAACACGCAGAUCCAGAUUACCAAGAUAUUAAUGGAAAUACCGUUCUUCACAUGCUUGUCAUACAUGAAAAAUUGACAACCUUUGACAUGGCAUACGAAACUGGCGCUAGUCUCAGAAUCAAGAAUGCUUUGAACCUUACACCUUUGACUUUAGCAGCAAAACUUGCUCGUGUCGAAAUGUUUUUUCACAUCAUCAACAUUGAGCGUGAAAUCUAUUGGCAAUUGGGAUCAAUAACAUGUGCUGCUUAUCCCCUUGAACAACUUGACACGAUUGAUACUAAAACUGGCAAUAUUAGCAAGGAUUCAACUUUAAACUUAGUCGUGUUCGGGGAUAAAGACGAACAUUUAGACCUUCUAGAAGGCGUGUUAAUUGAUCUCCUCAAAGUGAAAUGGGAAACUUUCGUUAAAGCGAAAUUCUAUCGUCAAUUUUAUUUGUUUGCAAUUUAUUUUUUCAUUUCCUUGUUUGCAUUUGGAUUACGACCAAAAGCAAUAGGAGAAGGUUAUGAUGAAGACAAUGACAAAAGUAGAAACAUAACACGUGAAAUAAGCAUGAAUGACACCUCAAAUUCACCUCCUAAAUCUUUAUAUUUUCACAAUUUAACGGAAUUUCUUUGCAAUUAUUCUGCUUAUCAAGAAGUGAUCAUGCAAACGGAAAUAAGCAUAACAAACACAUCGGAGCUUUAUGACAAUUCUACGCUGCCAAUUGAUGAUUCAAAUGAUUGGACAUCGUUCUCUGAAUGUCCAUUAAUGGAUAUUAGCACAUGGGAAAAUCGGAUAAAACUUGGUGCUGAAGGUUUAUUAACAAUUGGUGCUUUAUACUACAUUCUUACAGCCUUGCGUGAAGCUCGCUUCCUUGGUGCGAAAAUGUUUUUUGAAAAUUUGAGCACUGCACCAUCCCGUGUAAUGUUUUUAUUUUCUUGUUGGCUGAUGCUGACUGUGCCAUUUUUAAAAUUUUUCUGCCUUCCCAAGCUCGAGGAUCAUGUUGCAGUUGCCAUUAUGUUGACAACUUCGCCAUACUUUCUCUUCUUUUGUCGGUUUGUUAUAAAAUUUUCAUUUCAAUACAAUGCAUGA